Miniopterus natalensis is the source of this 4976-nucleotide messenger RNA. The record is from RefSeq and is a predicted model, not a curated record. NCBI's taxonomy places the organism in Eukaryota, Metazoa, Chordata, Mammalia, Chiroptera, Miniopteridae.
CGGCUGGCGCCCUACAUCAUCGACCUGCAGUCCAUGAACCAGUUCCGCCAGGACACGGGGACCCUCCGGCCAGUGCGCCGCAACUACUACGACCCGGCCUCCGCGCCCGGGAAGGGCGUGGUGUGGGAGUGGGAGAACGACAGCGGGUCCUGGACGCCCUACGACAUGGAGGUGGGCAUCACCAUCCAGCACGCCUACGAGAAGCAGCACCCCUGGAUCGACCUCACCUCCAUCGGCUUCAGCUACGUCAUUGACUUCAGCACCAUGGGCCAGAUCAACCGGCAGACGCAGCGCCAGCGCCGCGUGCGCCGGCGCCUGGACCUGGUCUACCCGCUGGUCACGGGCGCCGUGCCCAAGGCGCAGUCCUGGCGACAGGCCUCGGGCACGCGGGCAGGGGCCACCGCGGCCUCUCCCGCCAGCCCCCCAGGAGCCAACGGCAAGACGGGGAGGGUGGCCCUGGCGACCUUGAACCGGACCAGCUUGCAGCGCCUGGCCAUGGCGCAGUCCCGGGUGCUGAUCGCCUCCGGGGUCCCCACCGUCCCAGUGAAGAACCUAAACGGGUCCAGCCCUGUCAACCCUGCCUUGGCAGGCAUCACCGGGAUCCUCAUGAGUGCGGCGGGGCUGCCUGUGUGUCUCACGAGGCCACCGAAGCUGGUCCUCCACCCACCCCCUGUCAGCAAGAGCGAAAUAAAAUCCAUCCCAGGGGUUUCCAACACAAGCCGCAAGACCACCAAAAAGCAAGCCAAGAAAGGUAAAACCCCAGAAGAGGUGCUGAAGAAAUAUCUGCAGAAAGUCCGGCACCCGCCGGAUGAGGACUGCACCAUCUGCAUGGAGCGCCUCUCAGCCCCCUCGGGCUACAAGGGCCCACAACCAACGGUCAAGCCUGACCUGGUGGGAAAGCUGUCCAGAUGCGGCCACAUCUACCACAUCUACUGCCUGGUUGCCAUGUACAACAAUGGCAACAAGGACGGCAGUUUGCAGUGUCCGACCUGUAAGACCAUUUACGGGGUGAAAACAGGCACCCAGCCUCCGGGGAAGAUGGAGUACCACCUCAUCCCACACUCAUUGCCUGGCCACCCAGACUGCAAAACCAUCCGGAUCAUCUACAGCAUCCCCCCUGGCAUUCAGGGGCCAGAGCACCCGAAUCCGGGGAAGAGUUUCAGCGCCCGUGGCUUCCCAAGACACUGUUACCUUCCAGACAGCGAGAAGGGGAGAAAAGUUCUGAAGCUGCUGCUGGUGGCCUGGGAUCGCCGCCUCAUUUUUGCCAUCGGGACCUCCAGCACGACGGGCGAGUCGGACACCGUCAUCUGGAAUGAGGUCCACCACAAGACAGAGUUCGGCUCGAACCUCACUGGCCACGGCUACCCAGACGCCAAUUACCUGGAUAACGUGCUGGCUGAACUGGCCGCCCAGGGCAUUUCUGAGGACAGCGCUGCCCAGGAGAAGGACUGAGCUGGAAGGGCUUUGGGGAAGAGAGGUUGUGGGGACCACAGGGCAGGAAGUGGGGAGAGUCAAGAUCAAAGCUGGCGCUAUGCCCUCCCGACUCCCUCCUCUCCCCUCCUGUGCUGUCUCCAUCCCCCACCCUCCCAGCCCCAGGGGGCGCCAGAAUGAGUAAGGGGCCGACACUCAUAAGCCUCAUCCACUGCAAAGGGAACAUGGGAUGGGGUGGGGGCCCUCCCCGUCUGUUCCCAGGGAGUUUUCGGUGCUGGGUAGGCAAGAACACCAGCCGUCUUCCCUGAGUGGGGGCAUGGUCAGCACUCUCAGGGUGUGGGCAGUGCCUGGGCACUCAUCUCCUGGCCUCGCGAAGCCAGACGGUCAUUGCCUUAGCUGGCUUCUUGCUGCUUCCACUUUCAGAAGUGGAGUUUCCGCUUUUCUCUCUCCCGCUGGAGGCGAGGAGCUCUCACUGUGCAAGUUGGGGGGUAAAGGGGUGAACCGCGAAACUGCUGUGACAUCAGAUACCGAUGCCUCGGUGCAGAGGGAGGAAGCACUUCUGGCCAGGAGGGUCAGGGAGGCGAAGGCCUCUGGAGCACACUCAGCUCUCAUAUGAGUCCUUGGCUUCUCUGGGCCCCCCUGCCUCCUCACAACACUGACGUGUCCAAAGAGGCAUCUGCUUCUCUCAUGGGGAUGGGUGGGCUCCCGGAUUCCUCUCUGGGUGGCAUCCCAAGAUGUUUCCAGCCACUGGCUGAUCAGACCAGAGCCUGCAUCCCACUCAGCAUCUGAACUGUCCUCAGAGACAGGAGCCCAUAGCCUUCUUCCCAGCUCAUCCCAGACCAGCUCAAAGAUUCCAUGAGUUUCAUCAAGUCACUGUGAGUAGAGCCUAUGCUGGGCUCUGUGCCAUCUGUGUAUGUGCACGUGUGCGUGCAUGUGUGUGCGUGUGCGCGCGUGUGCACCACUGGGUCAGGUUGGUGGAGAGUCGCAUCAUGUUCUCACACUCUGCUUUGCAAGAUGUCAAACCCCAGUUCUGAUGAGGAUCAGACAGCCAGGUUGUGACCCCUUGACUUCUUUCACCCUUUGCCAACCCAUCCCAUAGUAAACUUGGACCCUGAUGUGGUCAGAACUGCGUUUGGGAGAAGGACUGGUCUGACCCCUUUUUCUAUCUCUCAAGAUUGGAUCUGAGCCAGUCUCCAUCCAGCCUUGUUUCUCUGAGAGUUUCGAUCUGUGUCCAUGCAAAUGUGUUAAUUAGAGCCCAGGGGUGGUGCUGGGCCCCUCAACUCCCUUGUCUAUUACAGAUUGACCUAGAACAUGGAAGGAGCCUCUUUAGCUCAUUCGUAACAGGGUUAGUACCACCUUAGGUCUAGUCCAACCUGCAUUUGGGUUGUGUCCCAAGACCCUGCCUAUCUCCUCCCCAAAGUUCCUCUUGCCUUCAGCUCCCAUGAGGGAAUGAAUUGGGAGUCAGGGAGGAGAGGCGGGGAUCAAAAAAGGGAAACCCAGUUCCCCCUUUGAAAGUGGGUUCUUUGAACUAUUUGUUUGAGGGAAGUUCCUCUGGAUACUAAUUCGAAUUUAUAUACCUCAUGUUUUGGGGAUUUGACGUAUAUAUAUGCAUAUAUAUUUCAUAAUACUUGGAAGGUUUUUGAUGCUAGAAAAAUUGAAACAAAAGAACCUUCGAAAAUGGUACUUAAAUUAGAACCAGAAACCAAGCUUUCCUGAGAGCAGCCUCGGAGCUGCUUGCUGUUAGGCCUGCAGCCAUUCUGAUGUCUGUGUGACCAGGGAAUUUACCUGAGCAUCACCCAGGUCCUGGGGACAUGCUGGUGCUGAGCCUUUCCUCAUUUUCCAAGUGGCUAUUGGGACAUUCAUCAGCUCCAGCAGGGAGAGCUCCGAUGGGAAGAACUGAGUCUGCCAUAUUGGUUCCAAUCUCUCCUAUCAGUCGGCAGUCAUUUGUCUCACCAGCAAACUGGGUCAGUCUUAAGUUCACUGCACUACAGAGUCAUUUCCUGCCCCAGUCGGGAAGGAAGCAUUGAACUCAAUGGAAGAGACAUCCCUGCGGUGUUGACUGUCAUGCCCCACGCGCUCGCCAGGCUACCAUGUAGCAGAUCAUUAGAGAGCCUUACUGUAGGCCCUGCCAUCUCCGCCUUCACCCCCCGUGAUGAGGAACCGGACCGAGGGUCAGUGGGUAGAAGCACAAUUGUUCAGCAGGAGGUGAGAAAGAAAGAAGACGUGCUCUGACAACUGGCAAUGGGCAGCGGGGAGAAACUGGCUUCCUGCAUCAGGCAAGGAGGGUGUGGGUGGGAAAAGGGACCUAGAGAGCGUGCAAGGCAGGCUGGAAGCCAGGGGCAAUACCACUUCAAGAGUCAGCCUUCAUACCCUCGAGCCUUUCCCCAGGAGGCUGAUUGUCUGUGCCCCGUUUCUCUUCCUCUCUGAGGAUGCUCAGUAGGGGCCACCUCACCCUCAUCUUUUUGUGGGGCCUUCUGAGUAGAGGGAAUCUUGAAUUUCCUUUCUAACACUGUGCCAGGCAAGGCGGGAGGCAUUCCUUUGCCCUUUCUCUUGAGCCAGCUUGGAGAGGUGCAGUCUUGGGUUCAGUGGAGACCCUGCGAGCAGAGGCCCUGGGCAUCCACCGCUUUAACACAGGGGUGUCCCCACCGGAAGCCCUGCUGAGCUCCCUGGCCCAGGCAGGGACUUCCAUGCCUUUCCUUCCAUCGUCUUAGCACCAGCAGCCCAGUUCCUCCCUCCCUGAGUCUCCAGGGAUGACGGCCCGGUCAGAUGCUCAUCCCUUAAGGAUCAGUUGUGUAGGUGUGGUUGUGUGUGCGCCUCGUUUUCAUUCCUUUCCUUGGUGCUUUCAGACUCGGUCAGAAGUACUGGUCCUGGUGUUGCGCUGUUGUGUGCAUGAGAAGACUGGGGGGAGGCCCCCGUGGGGUACAAGAAAGGGCCCUGUCCCCUUUCCUUGUCUGUGGUCGCUGGCACUGAGUCGGGUGGGCUUCUGGGAGAGGGCAGGUGAAUGUCCUCCCGUAAAUCUUUGUUGUUGGUGUGUUUUGAAGUCCUUGGUGUUGCUCUGGGAGGGGACAUCGCCACCUGGUGCUCCUGAGCUGUAUGUGCAGAACAAUAAAUGGCAAACGAACCACCACAAACCCUUGUCAACCUUCUCCUUUCUGGAGGUCAGGCGCCAUCCGAGAGGCGUUUUGGGUAACCCCUGGAGCCUGUAAGCAACCACAAGCCCUUCCACUGGGUGGGGCGGGGGGGUCCCUUUUCUUUUUUCCCCCCACAUGUUUUCCACCCACACAUUUGACCAAAGGACCUGGCUGGACUCCUUGUUCCUCUAAAGGAAACAGGCCAUAUGACAGGGGAAAUAAGUAAAUAAACCUGUGGGGGAAAGAAAGACCUUCUUAGAAACUGUGCGUGUUCGCUUCUUACAGUUCCUCUCACCCGACCACACCACAGUGUCAGUCUCAAUAGUUCACAAGCUGUUAUUUUUUCAAACAAAUGUUUAGUGUUAAUCAUCCCGAUAUUAACAAGAACACAAAUAAAAUGUGAUUGCAAAGCCA